Molecule: messenger RNA, 1290 nt
Organism: Pararge aegeria (speckled wood butterfly)
Lineage: Eukaryota; Metazoa; Arthropoda; Insecta; Lepidoptera; Nymphalidae
Product: carboxypeptidase B-like
Exons: 6
Coding region: 1-1290 (429 amino acids)
Biological process (GO): proteolysis
Molecular function (GO): zinc ion binding; metallocarboxypeptidase activity
Source: RefSeq, a predicted model, not a curated record
AUGUUUAAAGUUCUGUUCUAUUUGUUUGUGUCGGUUUAUUUGGUUCAUGCCAAACAUGAAGAAUACCAAGGGUAUACUUUAUACGGGGUGACGGUAUACGAUUCGUCCCAAGCGGAUCAGCUGAUAGAAAUAGUAGAACGGUAUACAUUAGAUGUUUGGUCUUACGCCAACCUCGAAACCGAAGGUCUGAUCCUCGUAGCUCCUAACCUCAAGCAGGUGUUCGAAGAUGAAAUCUCCACUAUCGGUAUCACUUACAGGAUCGACACAGACAAUAUUAAAGAAAAACUGGACUUGGAAGAUGCUCUUAUGGCUGAAGCUGAAAUGAAAAGCAAUGCCAGUCGAUCUGACAGAUUCGGCUUAUCGUUUGACGUCAUCCAUCGUUGGUCAGUGGUUGACAGGUACCUCAUAGACGUAGCGAACAGAUUCCCAAGAGUCGCCCGCGUUGUCAACGCAGGAAGGAGUGUUGAAGGCAGAGAAAUCAGAUACCUGAGAAUAUCAUCAAACAACUUUGCCACCAGAACAAAGCCAGUUAUUGUGAUUCAGUGCAUGCUGCACGCCCGCGAGUGGGUCACACUUCCAGUGGCUCUGUGGGCCAUCCAAGAGUUGGUAAUUAACAACACCGACCCGGAUCUCAUCAGAGACAUCGACUGGAUCAUUCUUCCCAUCGCUAACCCCGAUGGCUACGAAUUUUCGCAUACUCGUACUCGUAUGUGGAGGAAGAAUCGCCGCACAGGCUUCACCCCAUCCUCUUGCAUCGGUGUCGACCUUAACAGGAACUUCGACUUCAUUUGGGGAACUGCUUCCAGCAACAACCCUUGCAGUGAUACCUUCCACGGUCCCAGAGCGUUCUCCGAACCCGAGUCUGUAGUCACAAGAAACAUCCUCAGUGAAUUCAGAACUAGAAUUGCCAUGUUCCUUGAUGUCCACAGUUUUGGAAGCCUGAUCCUUUUCGGUUUCGCUAACAGACAGGUGCCACCGCAUUCUGCAGUCUUGAACAGAGUGGGAGUCCAGAUGGCCCAAAGGAUAGAUGCUGUUAAAUGGCCACAAAACCGCAACUACAGAGUAGGUAACAGUGCCCAGAUACUUUAUCAAGCGUCCGGCGUCUGCGGUGAUUACGCCCAAGUUGCUAUCGGCAACAGGCUAUCCUACACUUAUGAACUGCCAGCUCAUCGGAACCUGAAUAAUAUAAACGGUUUCCUUGUCGACCCUGCAUUUAUUCGUCAAGCUGGUUUCGAGACUUGGGAAGGCAUUAAGGUUGCGGCGCGUACUAUUGUCCGCGAACGAUUGUAA